AACACAACCUAGGGUCCAACAGAGAGCUGAAGAAUAUCCCGUACACCACCAGUUCAAACUCCGCACUUUCGUUUUACGCUUAAUUUCAAAAACAAAACAAUCAUGCCUCGUUCGUUUCUGAUAAAGAAAAACAGUAAAAAAUCAUCGUAUUCUGGCCGCGGCAGAUCAACGACACUGACAGCGUGUUCAUCUUCUACCGAAACAUGCACGUUUGAGAAGUGCCGUGACGUCCGAUGCACCGUACAAGCGAGUUCGUACACUUCACCAGGAAGCUGCUGCAACAGUUCCAGAUGUACCACGCCUGUCCUGACGAUGCCCCCGUGCUUGCCAACAAGCAGGGGGAGUGCAUUCAGCACUGUCCGACCCAGACAUCUACAAGAAUUCUCAAGUCGAUAUGCCAAAUUUGGGCACCCCGUCAAUGUCGACAGCUCACCAGUGGGCCAUGUGACCAGAUACGACGUAUUAGCAAGUAAGACUAAGCUGGGCCAUGAACUAAACAGCGGCGCAGUGCAGCAGUGGCCGUGUGAUAUGUCAUCAUACACAGUCCCAUCACCUCCACCAAAUGGUUUUCACAAAAUCAUGGUGGAACUGCUGAAAGACGGAAAGUUGAGUUACACAGAUGUAUACCGAGCCCAGUUCGCCCAUGCCGAGAAACAGAUCAUGAAGUCUGCGACGCCGGAGCAACCUCAUUGGGCAGAUCAUGGCUUCAAUAUCCCUCUCUCGCCGGCAAGUUCAAGUUACAGCAGCGAUGGCUCGGAUGAAGGGCUUCAAAUGAAAGAGGACUUUCCAUCAGAAAAGAAACUGUUAUCGAUCAACGGAUCGUUCUCGUGUCUGAAAUGCAACAAAGUGUUUAACACGCCGCACGGAUUAGAAGUACACUCCCGCAGAUCUCAUAGCGGUGAGAGACCGUACGCCUGCGAAGUUUGCCACAAGACCUUCGGACACUCCGUCAGUCUCAGCCAACACAAGGCCGUCCACACUCAGGAGAAGAUAUUCCAAUGUAAACAGUGCGGGAAAACUUUCAAACGUUCCUCAACUUUGUCUACACAUCUUCUCAUCCAUUCCGAUACCAGACCAUAUCCAUGCGAGUACUGCGGGAAGAGAUUCCACCAGAAAUCGGAUAUGAAGAAACAUACAUACAUCCAUACAGGUGAAAAACCGUACAAAUGUACCCAGUGUGGCAAGGCAUUUAGUCAGUCGUCAAACCUCAUCACCCAUUCACGCAAGCACACCGGAUUCAGACCCUUCAGUUGCCAGCUUUGCACCAAGGCGUUCCAGAGAAAAGUCGAUCUUAGACGUCACCACGAAACUCAUCACGUGGGUUUGCAUAAUUACACAAGACCAAUUUGGACAAUGAUGAUACCACUUUCCAGAUCAGUGUUGUUGCAGAAUCCAACUAUUCGGUUAUCAAAAGUCGCAAAAGCCGCCAUUAUUUUUCUACAUAUUUCAGCGGCUCAGACUGACAGCGAUAAAUUCAUAGACAUAGACUCUUACAUACAGUACUUCGGGGUGGCUAAUGCUGGUCAGAAUCCACUCCAAGGAGCGGAAGAUCUCCUGGAAUUCCGCUUUCAAUAUUGUAAUGAUCAUGGAAUGUUGAUAUACCAGGAAGGUGCCAAUGGAUUUACGGGAUAUUUCCUGGCAAUUGGAGUCAACAGCGGGCGGAUCUACUUGGAGUGGGUGGUUACAUCAAAUACUUUGAUUGAGCUCUACAUUGGAGAUGGGAAUCUACAACCAAACACAUUUUACACGGUGGGGCUGUACAACUUAAAAGGGCCAUUUCAAAGUACUUUUGCGUACAUCAAUGGCCUUCCAGCAACGGUGGAUUUCCUGACUCCUGUUGACAUGGGUGGACUUGAUAUGGAUCAGUUGCUUGGUGAUUUAUUCAUCGGUGGAUAUCAAGAUAUCAGCGAGCUUAAGGUAAACACAGAGAGGUUGAAUGGUUACCUAGUUACGUGUCUGGACUAUAUACGGAGCAGCAUCAAUACGCUGGACCUGAAUGCAGCAGAUGUCAGUCUUGGUGUCAAAGAUGGUUGCCCUAGCGACUUCUGUGCUCCGCCAUCAACUGUCACACUCCAGAGCAGUACAUCGUUCAUUUCAAUGAACAUCCAGCUACCACCGAAAACAAGAACAAUAAUUAGUCUACGAUUCCGAACAAUGGCUUUGAGAGGAAUGUUAUUUUAUUUUGGUGGUCCUGCUUACUUGACAGUAUACAUGGAGUCUGGACGCUUGAUUCUCGGUCUCAAUACGAAGGGGAGCGGGGCAGGUGCUUUUUCAGAUCCAACAGCAAGUAGCAGCUAUAAUGAUGGAACAUGGAAGUACAUCAAAGUCAUUCGAGAAGGAAAUAUCGCCAGAAUGGAAGACGAGUUUGGUACACAACUCACAUCAGUAAUUUACACUUCUACUACCGGCACAGCACAAACAUUAAAUGCAGCAGAGUUAAUGCUGGGUGGUGUUAAACUCACGAGUAGCGUGACACAACCGUUUCCCAUCGCUGGCUUAACGUCUCUCAGAGGAUGCAUUAUGGAACUUCGCUUCAUUGUCUACAGCAUCUCUCCUGAACCACCUGAACUCUUGAACUUUGACACACAGGUCAAAGAGGAAAGGGGUGUAUCACAUGGAGGCUGUUUUUCUGACCAAGUUUGUGAACCAGGUUGCUCCUCGCCAUCCCAGUCAUGCAAUUUCAUCUGCGAAUGCGGCCCAGGAUUUUAUACAUUCAAUCCAUCUCCUUUAAUCUGCUUCAAUAUUGACGAUUGCACACCGAAUCCAUGUCUGAACGGUGCUACCUGCGUCGAUGCCAUACAGGAUUAUUCAUGUCUUUGUACCAUAGAGUAUAACAAAGGUAAAAACUGCCAGUUUGCAAAUAACUGCAUACCAAACCAGUGUUUAAAUGGUGCCACGUGUAAUGACUUUCUGGGUGGAUACAACUGUACGUGCGCCGAUGGAUACAUCGGAACGACUUGCCAGACGGAAAUCAAUGAAUGCGAAAGUAACCCAUGUCAACAUAACUCAUUCUGUGAAGAUAGGGUAGCAGGAUACGUGUGCACAUGCACGGCCGGUUUCACCGGUGCCGACUGCGAAAUCAACAUUGAUGAGUGUCAGUCAAAUCCCUGUCUCAACGGCGGUACCUGUAACGAUCUAAUUAAUGCGUAUUCCUGUACAUGUGCACCUGGUUGGAUGGGUGUACUCUGCGACUCAAAUAUUGACGAGUGUCUCUCACAGCCUUGUGCAAAUGGUGCUCAGUGCCUUGAUUUGGUGAAUGCUUAUUUCUGUGACUGUGCUCCCGGAUGGGAAGGGGACCAAUGCCAGAGUGAUAUUGACGAAUGUGCCCGUGGAUACUGUAAGAACGGCGCUUCAUGCACACACGGGACAAACUGGUAUCAGUGUUCGUGUACCGCUGGUUGGGCCGGGACUGAUUGUGAUGUCAAUAUUGAUGAGUGUGCCUCGCAGCCGUGCCAGAACGGGGCUUUCUGUGUGGAUGGGGUUGCAGCAUAUACAUGCGAUUGUCCUGGCGGAUACACAGGAAUCCAUUGUGAGGUAGAAAUCAAUGAAUGCACGUCAUUGCCAUGCCAACACGGUGGUACAUGUCAGGAUGAAAUCAAUGCUUAUGUUUGUACAUGCCCGCCUUCAUGGAUGGGACCCAAUUGUAAUAUUGAAGUCAAUGAGUGCGCUUCGAAUCCAUGCCAAAAUGGCGGACAAUGUAACGACUUUAUCGGCUAUUAUACAUGCAUCUGUGCAUCUGGAUUUCAAGGUAUCAACUGUCAAAUUAACAUAGAUGAGUGCGCUAGCUUCCCAUGUCUGAACAGCGGUACCUGUGUGGAUGGUGUUAAUAGUUACGCUUGUUUUUGCGUUGCUGGAUAUGAUGGAGUAAUUUGUCAAAAUGACAUUGACGAGUGCGCUUCAAAUCCUUGCGUUAACGAAGCAACGUGCGUUGAUCAGCUUAAUGGAUACGACUGCCAAUGUCCGCCGGGAUUCACAGGGCCACGUUGUGAUCAGGAUUUUGAUGAAUGUGCAUCGCAGCCAUGUCAGAACGGGGCGUUGUGUUUCAAUCUUGUGAAUGCUGCCCUCUGUAGUUGCCUAGCUGGUUUCACAGGGACAUUCUGCGAGACAAACAUCAACGAGUGUCUAAUUUUCCACCAAUGCCAAAACGGUGCAACCUGCGUUGAUGGUGUGAAUACAUACUCCUGUGCGUGCCAGCCUGGAUGGGAAGGUACAUUCUGUGAGAUGAAUGUUAAUGAGUGUCAGUCGGCCCCGUGUCAAAAUGGCGGUACCUGUGCUGAUGUCAUAAAUGGAUUCACUUGCACGUGUCCAAGUAAUUUUGUAGGGCCAACUUGUCAGCUUGAUGUAAACGAAUGUCUAACUAUAAGCCCUUGCGUAUCUGACCAUACUUCGUACUGUGACAACAACUACGGAGGAUAUGAAUGCGUUUGUCGGCAAGGUUUUGAGGGGACAAACUGCGAACUUGACGUUGACGAGUGUCUCAGUAACCCAUGUUAUUUUGGCGGCACAUGCAUUGAUGAAGAGAAUGGAUAUACAUGUCAAUGUCAGGACGGUUUUAUUGGUCCCAAUUGCGAAGCUGUCAUCAGACGCUGUCCGUUUAAUCCGUGCGGUUAUAACGCAGUGUGCGUGGAAAAUCCAACAGGUGGAUUUACUUGUUACUGUCAGCCUGGUUACUAUGGUGAUACCUGCCACUUGGACGCCAAUGAAUGUGGUUCAAAUCCGUGUAUGAAUGGCGCCACUUGCAAUGAUCUGAUUAAUUCAUAUAUUUGUACAUGUCCAUUAGGCAUAACUGGUUCAAGAUGUGAAAUUGAUAUCGACGAGUGUUCCAGUAACCCCUGUCAGAAUGGUGCAUAUUGCACACAGAGGACAACCAAUACAUACGAAUGUAUCUGCCAAGCCGGCUAUGAAGGAGUCAACUGUGAAAUUGACAUCGACGAAUGUGUUGAUCAGCCAUGUCAGAGUUUUCAAAUCUGUCAGGAUCUUGUUAACGGAUUCGU
Messenger RNA from Saccoglossus kowalevskii, 4994 nucleotides. RefSeq lists its product as uncharacterized. Gene Ontology annotation, molecular function: Notch binding; calcium ion binding. Lineage: Eukaryota; Metazoa; Hemichordata; Enteropneusta; Harrimaniidae. Gene Ontology annotation, biological process: Notch signaling pathway. The record is from RefSeq and is a predicted model, not a curated record.